Puccinia graminis f. sp. tritici CRL 75-36-700-3 is the source of this 2524-nucleotide messenger RNA. RefSeq lists its product as uncharacterized. The record is from RefSeq and is a predicted model, not a curated record. The transcript has 2 exons. The coding region runs from base 1 to 2418 and encodes 805 amino acids. Lineage: Eukaryota; Fungi; Basidiomycota; Pucciniomycetes; Pucciniales; Pucciniaceae.
AUGGCAACCAUCGAAGACCUCAGACAGAAGCCAGGCUCCCUCUUCAACCCAGAAGACAAUACCUCACCCCUUCUACUAACCAACACGCACUUACUCCCCAAGAAGAUCCCCAACUCCAAGGAACGAAGCUUAACAUCUGCAAGAGCUCCUCAACUGGUCUCACUUCGCCAAGCCUAUAGUAACCCCUGGGGUGUCAACAUUCCACCGCUUCGCCAAGCUGCUCUUCAAUCCUCCUCGCCAUCUCCUUCCCCGCCAUCUUCAUCGCCAUCCUCAUCAUUCUCUUCCGCCUUCAAGCUCAGUCACUUCAAAUCUCUUUCUCGUCUGUCCGUCUCAAGCUUAGAUAACCCAGCUCAUCAAGAACGUCAAGAACAGAGCCAUCUGGCAUCUGGUCCAGAAUUAAUCAAAAUCCCCGAACAAUCCCUCCCUUCCUCAACUACGAAUUCUGAAAUUGACCGCAAGAAUGAUAAUCUCAAGAAUCUACUCAUGGCGAAUAUCCACAGGUCUUCUCGUGAUUCCCCCGCUGCCCUCAAUCAAUCCCCUGAUCUUAAUUUCAAGUACCCAACGUCACCCAGCCCAGCCAAAUCCAUCACCACCCAAUCCAUUGCUCACAUGACUUCACUCGUCAAUCCAAUCUCGUCUCAGUCAAUCAUAUCAGCAGACUUGCUGCCCUCUCUCCAUAAAGUCCAGUCGACACCGAGGUCGAUUUGCUCGCCGUUCUCUUUGGUUGGUUCACCUCAACUGGCCUCAGAACCCUCAUUAUCUCCUCAUUCUAGUCAGAGUCAACUUCCAGUCUCCGACAAGUCGCCCACUCCGCCCUCUUCGCCUCCCACCACGCGCUCGUCCCCAUCGAACUGCCAGACCUGUCGCUUCCCGCUCUCACGCGCCUCCUCGGAAUCUUCAUUCCUCCUCGGCCUAUCCUACCGCUCUCCGCUGUUCGAUGACUUCGAUGAAGAGGGUCUUCCGGGCCAUCCGCAUGAGUCCUCCUCCAACCACGAGCCUCCGUUUGCCGAUGAACGCGAUCAAGUCAGCCGUCAACCCAGCUUUUGCUCUUCCAGCCCAGACUCCUCUCAUCCCCUCAACACCUGGUGGUCCGACCUCCCACCCCAUCGACGUGCACACAUCAUCGAGGCCGAGUCCUGGCCGAUCUUUACCCCCAGCGCUCCCGUGCCUAUCCUUGGUAGCCCCAUGAGUGGUCACUGCGCUUGUUCAUCCGACCUUUCAACCUCCGACGAUAACCUGAGAGACCCCUCCAAACACUCUCAAGACUCUUCUCAUCCUAGCUCGACUCCUUCCAGUGGCUCCCGUCCUUCACUGUCGACCAACCUCAAUUUGCUGAUUCCUACACCGCUUGAACAGGACGAGACGGACCCUUUGCUCUCAGCUCAUCCUCCCAAACUCGACUCCUUUCCUUCCUCCACCAGCAUCGAAACCACUACCCCCGGAAAUGAGGCUUGUGAGACCGAAUCUAGCUCUCAGCCGACGCGCAAGAAAAAACGUCGCGGCGAGGAAUCCGCGCCGAAAUCCUCGGAAAGCUUGUUGACGAAAUCCUUGAGAAGAUUGAGUCGGAAGUUGCCGAACAUUCAAUGGGGAAACCUGAGUGUUCGAAUGCACACCAACGAAGGGGCCAAGGUGGGCGAUCAUGAGAUUGACGAGGAAGGAGGACCCGGCGAAGAGGAGAACGUGCUCCCGUCGGGCGUCGUCGACGAUCAGGACUCCUCCGUCAUCCUCGCUGGCGAUGAAGAACAGGCUCAGAUCUCUCGCCUCGUUAAGUCUUGGACUUCGGAUAAUAUCCAGCCUCAGAACUCGCUCAAUGGAAGCUUUAUCGUCGACCCUGAAAUGGAAUGGUCUUCCAUGAUGGUUCAAUUGGAAACCUUCUCGCCUAACUCGAACAAGAAGCCGCACAAGCUACGAACACAAACCGAACGGACGCUGCCGCGGAACAUGCGUGGGGAGCAACAACACUCGCGACGAAGCGACUCGACGUCGAUGGGUGGUCGAAAUAUGGGCGGGGAGCGUCGGCGCAGUGUGGAUGGAGAGGAUGAGUCUUUGGCUCCCUCGGGCCAAGACCCUCAACCGACGAAACGCUCGCAGAGUCGGAAACGACUCUCCCGCAACCAAGCCCUCAAACAACAACAUCAUUCUCCGAAUCAUCAUCACCAAGACCGAAGGGGCCAGCAGGAACGCAAACUCUCCGUCAAAAUCACCCGCAGAGUCGUCUCUAAUCCGCUCCAUUUACUCCAGCUCUCCCUCGAACUCGAAAUGAUGCGCAAGUUCAAAAUCAAGUCGCCGCUUAAACAACGCUCCAUGAAACUCAUCCUCACUAAACUUCCCCCCUCCUCUUCCUCCUCCUCCUCGUCGGCCAUCGGUAAUCAUAUUGAGUUCGAGUAUGUUCGUAGUCCACUCAGGUUCGAAAUUUGACCCCCGCGCUGCUCUCCUCGGCUGUCCGGUCUCUUCUGAUCCUUUACCCUCUUUUUCGUUUUUUUCCCGAUGUACUUCAUUGUUGUACCAUCUUACAACACUCGAC